Messenger RNA from Dimorphilus gyrociliatus, 12184 nucleotides. The record is from the annotation of a GenBank genome assembly. NCBI's taxonomy places the organism in Eukaryota, Metazoa, Annelida, Polychaeta, Dinophilidae.
CAUGCCUCAUCCUCAUGCUAAUCCUUUUUUUAUUUCAGCUUCGGAUGAACUGGUUUUUGUUAAAAUUUCUGGACUUUCUUUGGAACUUACUCCUGGUAUACCUGGUGUUCCUACAAAAAUUACACCAAAGAUGGAACAGGGCACCGAAGUCACCAUGUUUUAUAGCUUUGGGGACAAUUACUUGAAAGAAGAGACUGUAGCAGAUCCAUCAGCCUUAUCAGAAUUCACUCAUACUUUUGCAAACGGAAGUGGAACGUAUACAGUUUCAGUACGGGCCAGCAACAAAUACUCUUUUGAAGUUGCAAGCUGUACAGUGGAUAUUGAUUUUCCAGUUGGUGAUGUUGAAUUCGCAGCAACGAAUGUUGAAUUCGGAGAAACAACAACUUUUUCACAAAACGUUACCAAUGGAACAAGAGUAAGAUUCUUCUGGAUAUAUGGCGACGGUAUGGGUGAAGAGAAAGUCUAUGAUGAAUAUAGUGAUGUUACAACCACGAUGUAUACGUAUCCGAAGGCUGGAGUCUACAAUGUUACUUUGCGAGUUGGAAAUGUUCAUGGUUACAAGCAACUAUGCACAAUUGCUGCUGUAAAUUAUAAAGUUUCUGGUCUAGAUUUCAACGUAUCCCAUACAAAAUUGGGAGAUUUGACGGUGUUUAAUCAAACAUUAGUCAACGGCAGUCAUAUGCAUUGUUUAAGGAUUGUUGGAGACGGUACUGUUCAAGUAGCUUAUGACGAUUUUCCAGAAACAUCAUCAUCUUGGAAUCAUACUUAUACUGAAGUCGGCAGCUAUACUGUAACCUUACGCUGCUACAACUAUAUUAGCCAGCAAUCAGUUUCCAAAUUGAUCUUUAUAGAAAAUCCAGUCGAAAAUAUUGAAAUGCAAGCUAAUAAUGUUUCAAGACCGGAAGAAGACGUAUUCUUCAAAUUUACGCAAACGUCAGGAAAUCAACCGACAAAUUUGGUAAUAACGCUUCUGUAUGGAAACACGUUUUUGGAAAUAACGAUGAAUUCAACGCUAAAUACAACAACACCUUAUACACAUACAUAUAGAUAUUGCGAUUAUGGCUAUUAUAUGAUGACAGCAAAAUUAUAUAAUCACAUCUCCAGAACGAUGUUCACACAAGUCAUUAAAGUUGGAGUUUCAAUGAAUACCUUAACAAUUAAAGCUUUAAAUGAAUUUCUAGAAAAUAACACUCUGGCAAGAUUAUCAAUAAGUGUUGAUCAAGGUUCCACUGUAAAUUAUACUGUUGACUGGGGCGAUGGAAUAGAAGAAGUCUAUUCAAGAAAUAAUACAAAUUGGACUCUCUCAGAUACCAUUAUAGUAACUCACAUGUAUUCAACAGUGGGAUACUACCCAAUAAAAGUUAACGCUUCAAAUACUUUUGGUCACUUGUACCAGGAAACAAAAUUCAAUGUUCAAUAUCCACUAAAAAACUUGAACAUAAGCGAUUUCAGUCCAGAGGUUCACCAACAAUCUUCAGGAACUAUACGAUUCAUUAUUGCUGAAGACACUCUACCACUACCAUCCAAUGUAACUUGUAAAUUUUCUUACGCGGAAGAGGUAUUUCAGAGUGCCGUUUCACUUGAUUUGAGCAGUGGACCAAAAACCUUUACCUACACAUAUGGAGCAAUUAGUCCUGGCAAUCAUAUUUUAAAUAUUGUUUGCGAAAAUUUAGUGAGCAAUUUCACCCAUUCGAGAUAUAUUUGGGUUCAGGAGACAAUCACGUCCUUGAGUUUGACUACAGCUUCGGACAUUCUGGAAAUUGGUAAAGAUAGUCUUGAUUUAAGAGUAGAAAUGGCUACUGGCAGUCAUGUAAACUAUACAGUUACUUUUGGUGAUACAGAGGAGAAUAAUACACAUAUAGUAUCUCCAGCAAAACCUGAACAUUUCUUUCAUGACUACACUAUAGAUGGAAAUUUAACUGUAAAUGUUACGGUUCAAAAUAUGAUUUCUUCUGCAUGGAAGACUAUGAUUAUACACAGCCAAUUUAAAAUCAAACCUUUUACUGUUUUUGUCAACACUCCUAUCUCCUAUCCAGGUGAACAACUAAACGUAACAGUUGUUGCCGAUCAGCCCCUCCCUACAGAUCCAACUUGCAAUUUCAAAGUUAAAAGUGGUGAAACAAUACCGUUAUUUAGUCCAGGGAUUUCAUCUGCUUCAACAACUGGAGGAGUCAUGUCAUUUUACUAUACUUACGAUCAAGCAGAUUGUGGAGUUCCACACGAAAUUAAAGUAACAUGUUCAAAUAAAGUUACACAGGGUGUGUUCAAGACUAAAAAUAUCAAUCUCGAAGAAAAAAUUGCUGGUUUAACAUUUACGGCGGACAAAUACCUAGCAGCUUAUGGUGAAGAUGUUACGUUUUCGAUCGCUGUAACUGCUGGAACAAAUGUCAAAAAUAUAAUAACUUAUUAUGGAAGUGAAAAGAGUUCAGUAUUACUUCAUAGUAGUGGUAUCUUCUCAAAAGGCGCAGCUAGUACAAAUGUAAAAGGAUUUUUACAAAUUGGAAAUUUUACUCCGAGUGUUAAUUCCACUAAUCUGGUAACCGAAGUUAUUACAGAUUUGGAUAAAAGCAUCGUAAUUCAGCAUAAAUUGAAAUCUAUUACUCUUAAAACGGAAUCUGUUGUUGAAGUUAACCCCACUGGAACGAUGACUCUAACAAUCCAAUAUCCUGAUCUUGAAACAUUCGAACCAACAAAUCCAUUUUGCUCCAUAACAGUUGGUAGUGGUACAGAAAAAACCCACUGGGCACCUACCCUACAGAAAGCAACUGAUUUUGUUACAACAGAAAAUGUCGACGACAGCUCCGUGGGAGAACAAAUUAUUGAAGCUUCAUGCUUUAAUUUGGUCAGUAGAGCAAACGCCAGUGCAACAGUGGUUAUUCAGAGAAGACUACAGGGUAUUAAAGUUGAAAAUAUGGCACAAUUUGCAGGAGUAAACAAAGUGGUUCAGUUUAAAGUAACAUUUCAAAAAUGUUCCCAUGCAAUUCUUCAUGUUGACUUCAAUGACACCAAAUCUGAGACAUUUGUUCAUGAUAAUCCACUUGAUUGUUCAGCUCCCUAUCUAAUCAAUCAUACGUAUACUGAUCAAGGAGACUAUACAAUUGUUGUUACAGCUUCCAACAAUCUUACUCAUGUUGAAGUUGGAAAACCAACAACUCAUGUCACUGUUCAGUUUGCAAUAGAAAAGUUUAUAGUAACAAAUAACUGCCCUAUAGGAUUUCCAACUGGGGAUGCUCAAUUUGUAGUUCAACUAAAUAAAUCUUUUCCGAUGCCUAGUGGAGUAUUCUUGGAAUGGGAUUUUGAUGAUUCAAAUACGGAAGCUAAGUCUUAUUCUAAAAAUUUAAGUACUGGAGGAAUAGUUCAAAAACAUCAUAAAUUUAAUUCACCUUUGGGUGUUGCAAAUGUUACAAUAAAGGCUACUAAUUUGGUUUCUGAAGAAACUGUCGUUUCACCUUGUUCUGUCAUGAGAGCUAUAGGAAAUUUACAAUUCUCUACAAGCAAAAAGUAUGUCAAAACUAAAGAGGAAGUUGUAUUUGAUGUAUCUGUCAAUGAUGGAACAGAUGCUUCUUAUAUUAUUAAAUUUGGUGAUGGUAACGAGGCCAACAAAAAGAUUUUGGGAACAUCUUCUGGCGAAGUUGUAAAUUUUAGUCACAAAUAUGAUACGGCAGACAACUACACUAUCAAUGUUGAAGUCAAGAACGAUGUCAGUAAAGUAAGCUCUGAAGAUGCUGGAUGGACAAAAGAUCCUGUUGUCGUUGUAGUACAAAGAGAAGUUAUAAAAGAAGCGAUAAAACUAACGUUUACAAAGAAUGUAGCUUAUCCAAAAGAUAGAAACGUUGUCUUUAAAAUCGAGAAAUUGAGCGGAAAUUUAGAUCCGAGUAAUGCUUUCAUUUUAUUGAAUUUCGGAGAUGGGAGUGUUACAGAAGUGUACGUUGAUAAAUGGGAUAACCCGAUACCAAUAUCUCAUCAAUAUGGUCCUGGUUCUAUUGGCGAAGUUAACUUCGUUUUAAAAGUUGAAAAUAAAGUAUCAAAUAUUACGAUAAAAGAUUCAUUUCUUCUGCAAAGAGAAAUUGAAAAUCCAGUAUUGAAAACCCCUGCUUCUGUUGGAGUAGAUAUAGAAUUUACUGUUACAGCAACAGUCACCGAAGGAUCCCACUUAAUAGCUCAAUUUGUAUUAAAAGAUAGUAACCAAGUAGAAGUUGAAAGAAAAACGGUAUCCUAUACAAAUGUUAAUGAUAAAGAAAUAUCUGCAAAAUUUACUGUAAAAAAAUCUGAAGUUUACUUAAUGAGCUUGCUUGUAUCUAACGAUAUUUCUAGCAAGGCAAUUGCUACACCAAAUCAAAUUUUUAUUGAAAAUCCAGUAAAUCAUCUGAAAUUGAAAGAAGUAAAAGUUAUUGAGACUCAGAAAACUUUUGUUCCGAUUCUUAUUGCUACUCGUGAACCUUAUCCCACUUCUGCGCAAAUUGUUCUGAAUUGGGGAGAUGGCUCUCCUCUUCUAAAACAAAGUACACCAUUAGAAACAGGUGAAUUUAUCCUGCCUGGUCAUAAAUACCUUAAACCUGGGCUAUACAAAAUAUAUGCUAACAUCAGCAACAAUAUUGAUUAUGAUGCUAUAUCUCUUAGCUUUGAAGCGCAAGAGGUUAUAAGUGACGUCUCCUUCAAAAUAGCUACACCUGCAUUUGAGGACGUUUCAGGUACAACUACAGUUAAACCACUAGCUGUUGGUACAUCAGCAAUUUUUACCGCCUCUUACGCAACUGGCUCAAAUAUUACCUUCAAAUGGAUUUUCGGAGGAGGAUAUGCUAUUACAACAACGAACACUGAAGUAUCACAUAAAUUUAGUGUACCUAGCGAGUAUACCCUUGUUCUAGAAGCUUCAAAUGAUGUUGGAACUGUUAAAGCUCAAUAUCCAAUAAAGGUAGUCAGUGAUGUUGGAGUUGAAAGUGUGACAUUCAACGGAACUGUGACAAUUGAUGUACCAGAAACUAUCACAAUAAAUCUUGAUAAAGAACCUGAUGCUAGUAUAAAACAAUGCUUUGCUUUCCGUUUCAACACUACUUCAUUGCUACCUGAUAAUGAUAUAUAUUUCUGGAGAGGAAAUUCAAAAUCUACUUGUAAAAAAGAUCCAAAAUUUAAAGAAAGCCAAUUUAGUGAAAUAAUACUGGCUCAAACAAUUACUGAACAAUUCACUUACAAAAUCAAGGGUACUUGGCAAAUUACUCUCACAGCAUUAACUGAAACAUCUUCUGGUGAAAAGUUUGAAUUUUUGGUUGCAGUACAAAGCACACCUUGUAACAAUCCUAAUGUUACCAUCAACCCAAAUGUUGGUGGCUCAAGCGUAAAGAAAAUGAGAAAUUUCUACAAAUCAGAUCCUAUCAGAGUUGUAAGCGAUUUCUUUGAUUUUAACGUUGAUUGCAAAGCAACCGAUGCUAUUCGUAUAACUUGGGAAUUUUUUAAAUUGAACAAAACAAAUGUCAACGUCGGGGUAAAAGAGGAUGUUUCGAAAUAUCCAGGUGCUAUUCAAAAUGCUGGAGGUAUAGAGUUCAGGAAAUCAACACUAGCCUAUGGAUCAUAUAAAAUAGUUUACACUGUAAUGAUGUACAAGGAGGACGAUCCAGAAGUAUCUUUGUUUAGAAACAGCUCAGCUUUCUUUUUUGAGGUGAAGAGAACAGACCUUGUUGCCGAGAUAAUUGGCAAAACUUCUAUAUUGGUCAGUUACAACGAAAGUUUGGGCAUUGAUGGUAUUACAAACACCUUUGACCCUGAUACGAAGCACCCCAGUGAUAAAUCAGGAAUGAAAUUUGAAUGGUGGUUCAGUUUGCUUUCAGAACCGUUGAGUUGGAAUAUGACAAAUAUCAUUCAAAUCCCUAGCAUUUCUGCAACGCCAACAGGUUGCCCUGAUUAUACUAAACCGGGUGUAACUGGUCCGUUCGGAACAGGUUUUGGAAAGCUAAGUGCUGAUGUUGGAAAAUUUAAAAUGCAUACCGGGUUUCUAUGUCCCCUUAAUUCAUAUAAGCUUUGGUUGCGUGUAACAAAAGGAGUGAGAACGCAAAUUUACAAGCAAGUUAUCAAAACUUCUGCUGGUAAAUCUCCACCAGUGAUAAUUGAGUGUGAUGGUAAUAACUGCAUGAGAGGCGAUAAAUUAAAUCCACAGGAACUACUUAAAUUCAAAGCAACGUGUAGUUGUACAGGUGCUGUAUCUUCUAAAGUUAGAUACUCCUGGGAUAUGAACAAAGAAACGGCUCAAGGCCCUGAAAUAAUAGAUAUGUCGAAAGUAAAACAUGUAGUUACCAAUGAAGAAGAAAAAUUUAGAUCAUUUAUAUCUGUGAAUGGUGAAAACUUCCAGAGAAAUAAAAGAUAUUCCAUAGCCAUAAAUGUUUCAAGUGAUGCUUUAGCUGAUGGUGCGGAUGAAAUGAGCUUUUUCGUUAAUCACCCACCUUUCGGGGGAUCUUUCACAGUUAAUAAGUUUAUUGGAGAAGAUUUAGAUGAUUUUGAAGUAAACGCACCAAAUUGGCAAGAUGAUGGUGCUCUUCAAGAUGCAAAAAAACUGACCGCAGUGCCAAACAGUCCUCUGCUGUAUACUUAUUUCAUUGUCAAAGGAGGUGUUAAUCAAGAGCUUUUAAGUAAUGAAUUGCCAAAGCAAGUAAUAACACUUCCAGAGGGAGAAAAGGACAAGGGUUAUAAUUUAACUUUGGGAUUAUCUGUGUCUGAUUCGUACAGAAGUGCAUCGGUUAAAUACCUGACUGUGAAAGUUUAUCCUAUUGGUGAAAAGCCUAUCUUAACAACUAUGGCUCCAACAACUGAAGCUCCUACUACGGUGACAGAGGCUCCUUUUACAGGAACUGGUUCAACUAAAAAACCUACAACAAGAAAAACUACUAAAUCCACGACCACAACUACGACAACUCCGAGACCAAAGAGUGCUGCUGAAUUAGAGGCCUUGCAAAAAAUAGAAGAAGCAAAAAAACAAAAGAAAAAACUCGAACAAGCAAAGAAAGUCACAAAUAUUUCACCUUCUCAGGCUGCUACCAACCUAAACAGUUUUAGUAGCAAGAUCUUGGCAGUCAUAAGUAGUGUUGGGCCUACUGUACAGCCUGUAAGUCCAGCAUCGCCAGGAUCCCCAGGAACAGGCUCACCUGGUGGCCCAAGUCAACCGGGGACAACAACUGCCAAACCACCAACAAAGGUACCUCUAAAUGAACAUGAAAAGAAAGCAGCAGAGGAACAGAAAAAAGCUGAGGAAGAAAAUGCCAAACAGAAGAGAGAACUCCUGGGAGGUAUGGUUAACACAUUAUCUCAGGUAAUAUCUGCCGCUGGAUCAACUACUCCGCCUGCUGGUUCGGAUAAUACUGGAGGCGAUAAUAACGGUGGCGAUGGCGAUGGCGAAAAUUGUCAGGAUAGUACCAACACUGGUUGUAAGAAGAUCACGCUUUCGCCCAGUCAAACAAAAGCCUUCGCUAAAAUGGCCAAAGCUAUCUUCCAUAGUCUUGAUCCUGAAGCAGAUACCUCAACAAAGACUAAUGCCUUAUUGACUUGUUCGAGUAUUGCUGAUAAUAUAGAUUCUAUUGAUGAUCCUGUUGAACAGAAAACUGCUGCAACAGAUACUGUUGAUGCGAUAGCUAGCACUAUGGGGGUUGUUGAGAAAGAAAAACCAAAAAGUGAUGAAGAACUCGCGCCAUCUCCCAAAGUAGAUGAGCCCAAUGAUGAAGCAAGUCAUGACGCAUUACUUAAAGCUAAAAAGAUAGAAGAAGAGAAAAAAUUGAAAGAACAAGAACAAACCAGCAAACAAACAGUAUCGACCUGUCUUACUCUCGGCAACAAAAUGACUAAGAACAAGGCCAAAGGUACUUCUGAGCAAAUCUCCAAAGGAAAUAUCAGCUUGGCGAUGGAAAAAAAUUCACCAAAUGAAUUAGGCGGUAAAAAAUUAACAGGUGGAAGAGGUGCAGUCAAACUACCAAGUGCAGAUACCCUAAACAGAGUCACAAAUAUUAAUCCCAACUCUACCGAUGACAAAGACGCCAUCGCUAUAACUGUAAUGAACUCAGCAGACAAUUUUUAUAGUUACGACGAGAGUGCAAAAGAUGUUGAAUCUGACGCCGGAGUAACAAUUUUAAGUCUUCAAAAAUCCGAUGGCUCGUUCCAAGAAAUGAAUCUAGAUGAAGAAAAUGCACUCGAAAUCGAGGUUCCCGGUCCAGGUGGUAAUCAAACUGUUGAAAAGACAUCAAAUCUAACGUCAGACAGUGAAACUGGUUAUCGUUAUCUGUAUAUUCCUAUGGAAAGAAAUAAUUCCGCAAUAUUAAGCUCAAUCAGACCAGACAAUUCUGACAAAAUCACUUACAUGGAAGUUCUUGUGAAGCUGAAUGCUUCAAACACUAUUGAAUAUACACCAAAUAGUUCCUUUCAUGACCUUAACUUAACAGUGAAUAGAGAUAAUGACUGGAAAUUAUUCAUCCCUGCAAAACUUACUUUCCAACCUGGAGUAUUUAUUGGAGUAAAAGCAAUGCAACUUCCCACUGCACCUGAUUCCUCAAAUACUAAUAACAACGGAUCAGCUAAGAGUCGUAGAAAGAGAUCGAUCUACUUACCACCAGUUCAAUUAAAUGAUUCUGAAUCUCAAUUUGUGAUUGAAUCAUCAGAAGCAAGAUGUAGAGCUUGGAAUGAAGAAACCAAAAAAUGGACAACUGAAGGUUGCGAAGUUGAUAAAUCAUCGACCACAACCACUCUUAAGUGUAAAUGUAAGAAAGUUACAACGUUUUUGAAAGCCUUUUCAGGAGGUGUAACAUUGCCCAAAGUAAAUAAGAUAAACUUUAAGAGAAUAUUUAAUAACUUUGCUGCUCUUUUGGCUGCUAAUCCAACUGUAUUGUCAGUUUUACUUUCAAUCUUAUUUGUGUAUACUCUACUUGGUAUUUGGACUAGAAGAAGAGAUAAGAGAGAUUUAGAGAAAUGGGGUACUAUGCCUCUCAGAGAUAAUAGGCCACUUCAUAAUUACUAUUAUCAAGUUUCUGUUUACACUGGUGUAAGAGCUGGAGCAGGAACAAAAUCAAAUGUAUGUUUCAUUCUAUCUGGUGAUAUUGGUGAUACAGGAAUCAGAAGUAUGAGCGAUAAACAGGAAAGACCUCUAGCCAGAGAUUCAGUUCGUCAUUAUAUUAUGUCAGCUGAUCAUUCUCUAGGAGCUUUGACUUUUCUUCGUAUAUGGCAUGACAAUAGUGGCGAGGGAGAUAAUGCAUCCUGGUUCCUUGAUAAAGUAGUUGUUGAAGAUAUUCAGACAAAAACUCGCUACUUCUUCCUUUGUGGUAAAUGGUUGGCCACCGAGGAAGAUGAUGGACAGGUUCAGCGAAUCCUUCCAGUUGCUGACCAAGAAGAAAUUAAGGGAUUCAAGCAUCUGUUCUUUACAACAGCAAGAAAAAAUAUAUCCGAUGAGCAUCUUUGGCUUUCUGUUGUAUCCAGACCAACAAAAUCAAACUUCACUCGUUUACAACGAUUAACUUGUUGUCUAACUCUAUUGCUUACAACUAUGAUUGCAAACGCAAUGUGGUACAGAACUGACGAACAAGUUAAGAGUGAUCAAGCCAUUAUCUUAGGUCCAAUUAUUCUCUCUGUAUCAACACUUUAUGUAUCAGUUAUAGGCAAUUUGACAGUUGUGCCUAUAAAUAUUAUCAUCGUUCAAAUAUUCCGCAAAUCCAAAUCGAAAGAUCAAGUAGAAUUUAACGUAAAACAACAGCAAGAAGAAAAGAAAAAGAAAGCUUUAAAACAAGCUGAUAAAAGAGUUCGAGCAAUCCUCUUCAAUCGAUCUAAGAGUAACAAGGAGUCAAAGAUGGUCGAAGAUCUACAAGAUGUCAAAGUAGAAGAUUCUGAGGAAGAAGAUAAAAAGGAUGAAGUGAAAGAGACAAAGAAGAUUCCUUUCUGGAGACAGAGAUAUCCCCUGCCAUAUCAAUGUGUUUAUAUUGGUUGGGUACUCUCUUUCCUUUCUUGCUCUCUCUCUGCUUUCUUUGUUCUCUUCUAUUCAUUAGAAUGGGGUAAAUCUAAGUCAGAAAAAUGGCUGUCAUCCCUAUUCUUGUCCUUUUUCCAAAGCGUUAUGCUUAUUCAACCAGUGAAGGUAAUUGUCAUCGCUAUGUUCAUGUCUUGCAUAUUCAAGAAGGUUGAUGAUGAGGACGAAAUGGAAACUAAGGCUCACAAAGCCAAAGCUGAUGAUGAUGAAGAAUUGCUGGAAGAUGACCCAAUCCUUGCAACUCAACAAGCCAUGUCAGUGUCAGCUCCGGAACCUCCUAGUAAGAAAAAACUAGCUAAAAUGAGAUUUGAGAGAUUGAAGGAAAAGAAAACAAUGUCUAUGUUGCAGGAAGCAUGUAGUUAUUUUGUUUUUUUGCUUCUCGUUUCAUUUAUAGCUUGGGGAACUAAAUCAUAUGGUGUUUACCUUACUCAUAGCUCAAUUCAUAAGCUUUUUGAUAUAAAGAGUCCGAAAGUUGAAGAAUUCGGAUUUUCCAAAGUACAAGAUGGUUUUAAAUUUUGGCAAUGGGCUAACGAAACUCUUUUACCUGGAAUGUUCUAUGAAAGAAAUUACAAUCUGAAGAUCGCUUCUAGACGAAACAUGAUGUACAUGGACGAUCAGGCAUCCUUCCGAGUCGGGGUAGCCAGAUUAAGACAAGUCCGAGUAAAACCAGCGUCGUGUGAUAUUCAAAGUAAAAUAGUAAAAGAUCUUGUUUUUGAAUGUAACGAACCAUACAACGUUUGGACUGAAGAAAAUAGGCACUUUCAAUCAAAUUGGCGUCUAAUUCGUCAUUCGAAUCAAACGAUAGCUUACGCUGACAAAUAUGAGCAGAGAUUACAGGAUUCAUUUAAAUACAAUAGCAUCUACGAUCUCAAAGGUUUACCAUUCUGGGGAACUCAAGCAACAUACGGCGGUGGAGGAUAUGUUGCCGAUCUUGGAACAUCAAGAUAUCAAGCUCUAAAAACUUUGAUCAAUUUGAAAGAAAAUAUGUGGGUUGAUCAGUAUACAAGAGCAGUUUUUGCUGAAUGGACAAUUUACAACCCUCAAGUUAAUCUCUUUGCCUAUGUGAACUAUCUGAGCGAAUUUCCAGCAUCAGGUGGUGUUAUUGUUAACCCAAGAGUUACAGCUUUCCAAAUUUAUGCCGGCGUAGGUGGAAUGGGAACAGUUGUCCUGGUUUGUCAGAUAAUUUACGUUAUUGUUAUAAUCUACUUUAUAGUACGAGAGGCACUGGAAAUGAAAAAGUUAGGCAAACCAUACUGGAAAGAUCCAUGGAAUUACAUCGAACUUCUUUUGAUUCUAUUGUCAAUUGGAGCUACAGCUAUGUACAUAACAAGACAGAUAUGGGGUAAAAUGAUUAUGAAUGAUCUGAAAGAUAAUAAGGAUAGUUAUAUAAAUUAUAUGCAAUUGGCAACCUACGAUGAAAUAUUACAAUACGUAACAGCCUUUAUCGCGUUUGUAGCUAACAUCAAAUUCCUUAGACUUUUGAGAUUCAACAAAAAUAUUGCAUUCUUGGGUGCCACACUUAAACACGCAGCUAAGGAAUUAAUAGGCUUUGGAUUUUCAUUCUUUGUCUUAUUUGUGGCCUUUGCUACAUUCGCUUAUAAGUUAUUUGGAGUCAAAUUGCACCAAUUCCACACUUUUAUUUCAACGUUGGAAGCACUCUAUUCUAUGUUGUUGGGAAAAUUCGACUUCAAGGGACUGGAACAGGCCGAUCACGUUCUUGGUCCAACUUUCUUUGUUUUAUUCGUGGUUCUCAUGUAUCUCGUCUUAGUCAACAUGUUCUUGGGUAUUCUGGGAGCUGCUUUCUACGAGGUUCGUUUGAAUCCGGAUAGUGUCAAAGAUGAAUACAAAGUUUUCUCUACACUAUUCUCUAAGAUUAAAAAGUUCAUGGGAAUGAAUAAACCCCAACAAGAAAUUGGUAGCGGCUACGUUGAUCACCUGCAAACUUUAGACAUGAGAGUUCAAUCUUUAGAUUUCUGGAUAACAGACAAGUAUAAGACAGCUCGUAAACAAGAAAUUAGUUUUAUGAAGAAGCAAGAUCAAUUGAGAUCAGAAUCUGCUAUGUCUGGAAUGUUAGAAUCAACAUCCAGAUCUGGAACCCCUCGACCUGUUAGUGGAAGAAGUGUAAAGGUGGAACCGAGCAAUGAAGAAAAUUACAAUUUAGGUUAUGUUUCUAAGAAGACACAGGCUGAACACUACUGA